Molecule: messenger RNA, 1691 nt
Organism: Oryzias melastigma (Indian medaka)
Lineage: Eukaryota; Metazoa; Chordata; Actinopteri; Beloniformes; Adrianichthyidae
Gene: slc30a7
Product: solute carrier family 30 member 7
Exons: 11
Coding region: 101-1267 (388 amino acids)
Biological process (GO): transmembrane transport; zinc ion transport; intracellular zinc ion homeostasis
Cellular component (GO): membrane; Golgi apparatus
Molecular function (GO): zinc ion transmembrane transporter activity
Source: RefSeq, a predicted model, not a curated record
GGAUGCUGAGGCUUUUAUUGUGAAAUCAGUACACACCGGAAGUUUACAGUUAGCAUCCCUUCGUUUCAGUUCUCCUCAGCGUGGGGAGCGUCGAGGGAAAAUGUUACCUUUAUCUAUUAAAGAUGACGAGUAUAAACCAGCUAAAUUCAACCUGCUGCUUAAACUGUCCGGAUGGUUCAGGUCAAUUCUGGCGGAGAAAACCUCCAGGAAUCUGUUCUUCUUCCUCUGCCUCAAUCUAUCUUUCGCUUUUGUGGAACUGACGUAUGGAAUCUGGACCAACAGUUUAGGUCUGAUAUCAGACUCCUUCCACAUGUUCUUCGACUGCACCGCCCUGCUGGCAGGCCUCGCAGCCUCCGUCAUCUCCAGGUGGAGGUCCAACGACAGCUUCUCCUACGGGUACGUAAGGGCUGAGGUUCUGGCGGGCUUCGUCAACGGACUUUUCCUCAUCUUCACAGCUUUCUUCAUCUUCUCUGAGGGAGUUGAGAGAGCUUUGGAGCCUCCGGACGUUCACCACGACCGGCUCCUGCCCGUCUCUGUGGCCGGCCUGCUGGUCAACUUGGUGGGCAUCUUCGUGUUCCAGCAUGGCGGACAUGGACACUCGCACGGAGACGGAGGUCACGGUCACAGCCACUCCCUGUUCAACGGCAGCGCUCAUCACGGACACAGUCACGGAGGACACGACCAUGGAGGACACGGACACAGCCACGGAGGACACAGUCAUGAUGAACACGCUCACAGUCACGGAGGACAUGGACAUAGCCACGGAGGACACCAGGAACCUCCCUGUCCUGAUGAUCUACAGCCUGCUGCAGGAAGAGGCUCCAGCAAACAGAUCCUACAGGGAGUUCUUCUGCACAUCAUCGCUGACACUCUCGGCAGCGUCGGCGUGAUCAUCUCUGCUCUGCUGAUGCAGAAAUACGACCUGAUGAUCGCAGAUCCCAUCUGCUCCAUGCUGAUCGCCCUCCUCAUCGGAGUCAGCGUCGUACCUCUGCUGAAGGAAUCGAUCGGCAUCCUGAUGCAGAGAACUCCACCCUCACUGGACCACACUCUGCCAGAGUGCUACCAAAGAGUUCAACAGCUGCAAGGAGUCUACAACCUGCAGGAGCCUCACUUCUGGACUCUGUGCACGGACGUUUAUAUCGGAACACUGAAGCUGCUCGUGGCGCCUGAUGCAGACACCCGCUGGAUCCUCAGCCAAACGCACAAUAUCUUCACGCAGGCUGGAGUCCGGCAGCUCUACGUUCAGAUCGACACCGCUGCAAUGUAGAGGCUCCGCCUACUGGCCUGGGACCAAUCAGUCUGCUGCUGCAAGUGAACUUUAAACGCCCCCAACAGUCACUGCACAGCCACUGCAGGGCAGACGCGGAGGGGGGGGCGCGCACACGGAACUGAUGAAGUCAAACAGCCCCGACCCAUUUGUCUUUUGGUUUUUAAUGAUGUAACUUUCUGGGUUGCUGGGCAUCGGGCUCUCCCCACCGCCUGUACUUUGUUAUCUGACACAAAGUAUUCUGGGUAAGUGCCUUCAUUGUGAAUCGGAGACAAUCUGAGCUCCUCCCACCACUGCUGCGGCCCGCUGCGGGGUCCAGAGUAAAGCCCUGUUUUUACUGUGCCAUACAUGUGACCAAACCAUGUGACCCGUCCACGGGAUCAUUUUUUUAUUUUUACUGUAAUAAAUAAUUCUGUUCCUUUGA